GGACUGAUCUUUGUAGUACGGAACUAUUCAUGAUGUUGACGAAAAUGUGGGGAAUGCGUGGAGUUUUGUUGCGCCAGUAGCAGCUCUGGGGUAGGACGAAUGGGGAAAAUUUCCCCGUUUGGCGACUGGAGCUUAUGGUUCUGUGCAGCAACAACACAGCAACUUGCAGUAGCACAUUGUGUACCCAUUCCAGUUCAAUGUGAGAUUUUAACUUUUCAUGACCUGAAUGGAACAUAUCGGAGAAAAUUCCAGGUUGACGUUGAACGAAGUUUUCCAAUUGUCAACGGCCUUCCUUGUGACUCCCUAGCGGGAUGCCUAGCUACUUCCUGCACUUUUCAUUUUGAUUUAAUAUGAAGAUGUUGGGAAAGCAGUGGUAUCUUA
Molecule: messenger RNA, 381 nt
Organism: Bipolaris sorokiniana ND90Pr
Lineage: Eukaryota; Fungi; Ascomycota; Dothideomycetes; Pleosporales; Pleosporaceae
Exons: 1
Coding region: 100-354 (84 amino acids)
Source: RefSeq, a predicted model, not a curated record